AUGCUGCACCGUAUACUGAGCUACUCCGUGUUCCAGCAGAACAACAGUCCGUUAAGCGCCAGCAGCAACGCCCAACUGAUCACAGGCCUCGCCUACCCCCUCACGGUCGAUAGAUCCGAUCUCGCAAAAGAGCCCCGUUUUGCCUACCUCUCCAGCGGCCACGGCACGGGUGGCAACACAGGGGACGAGUCCGAUGGUGUGAGCGACCAGAUGGUUCAGGCGAUCAAGACGUUCACCAUGAUGCAGAGCUCGGGUGCUGUUGCUGCCGCGUUGACCAAGGCAGCCUUGGGCCUACUGCAGGCUCAGAUCACCAAGAUCCUGCGUCUUGAGACUGAGAUGGAGCCGGGUAAGCCACUGAUGGCAUACGGUCUGGACUCGCUGUCAGCGAGCUGCGCGGAUGGGUGCAACGGUGAGACGGCCUUCCAUCACCCCAACUCCGAUGACCCCAACGGUACCACGCAUCAUCGGGGUGGCCACUUCAUUGGAGGCGACAUCCGAGACUUCGACCACGGCUUUUUCCAGUUCACUCGCCCACAAGCGGCAGCCACCGACCCCCAGCAGCGCCUAUUGCUGGAGCUGACAUGGGAGGCCUUCGAAAGCGCCGGUAUGUCAAGGGAAAGCGUGGCCGGCUCUGCCACCGGAGUCUACACAGCCUGCUUUUCGCUGGACUACGACCGUCUGGUGUUCCGAGACCCGAUGGAGCUCCCAGUGUACCUGUCAUCAGCUGUGGAGAAGGUCAUGCUAUCGAAUCGGCCGUCUCACGCAUUCGAUCUGCGUGGCCCGUCCUUGACACUUGAUACAGCGUGCUCGGGGGGGUUAACCGCUCUGCAUCUAGCAUGCCAGAGCUUGCAGGAUGGCGAGACGGACGCGGCGCUCGCAACCGCGACCAACCUGAUCCUUGGACCUGAUUUCACCAUUGGCCUGUCCAAUCUGCACAUGAGCAGUGCGGAUGGGCGCUGCUAUCCUUUCGACGACCGCGGCGACGGCUAUGGCCGCGGUGAAGGCGUUGUAGUGCUGGUGCUGAAGCGACUAGCCGACGCCGUGCGCGACCGCGACCCCAUUCGGGCAGUGAUUCGCGGUACGGCCGCCGGCCAGGACGGCUACACCCCCCAGAGCAUCACGUAUCCCAACGGCCGCGCACAGGCUGAUCUAGCCCGCAAGACAUAUGCUCGCGCCGGCUUGCGACCCGAGGACGUUGUUUAUGUCGAGGCACACGGCACCGGCACUAAGGCGGGUGAUAGCGAGGAGCUUGGUGGCAUUGCCGACGUGGGAGCGAUCGGCCACACCGAGAGCGUCGCCGGACUGGCCAGCAUGCUCAAGGCCACCGUCAUGCUGGAGCGUGGGCUCAUCCCACCCGUGGCCGGAUAUGCCAACCCAAAGCCCGGUUUGCCAUUACGUGGCAUGUGUGUGCCGACCCAAGUGGUCCCAUGGCCGCAAACCGCUGUUCCUCGUAUAUCCAUCAACAGCUUUGGGUUCGGCGGCGCAAAUGCUCACGUCGUCUUGGAGGGCGCUCCGGAACCAUCACCUCGCGGAGGUGACGUCGUCCACACAGUCUCGCCGCGUCUCUUCACGCUCUCCGCCAACUCAUCGCCCUCUCUCGAGGCCAUGGUCACAUUUUACCAUGAUUGGGUGGAGCAACGAGAGGAGACCGACACGCUCCUAGCCGAUCUGUCAUAUACUCUACUGCACCGCCGCUCCGCACUGCCAUAUCGCACCAGCGUAGUGGCUGACUGUCGACCCUCAUUGCUCGAAGCGCUGCGCGAUAGACCAUCACUGUCCAGCAGGCCAGUUACGCAGCCCGAAAAGCUCGACGUAGUAUUUGUAUUCACCGGUCAGGGUUCGCAGUGGGCUGGCAUGGGCCGUGAGCUAUUGCUGCUGGCUAGUGACACGCCCGGCAUAUCGACCAUCUUCCGAGACUCGAUCCGAGCAUCGCGUGACAUGCUCCGCAAGCUCGGAGCGACAUGGGAUCUGGAGGCAGAACUUCUCCGAGAGGCAACUGAGUCGCGUCUCAGUGAGGCCGAACUCGCACAGCCAGCCACUUCUGCCAUCCAGAUCGCCCUACUCGCCUUACUAGGAGCCCUGGGCGUGCGUCCCCGCGCCGUGGUGGGACACUCGAGUGGAGAGAUUGGUGCAGCUUAUGCAGCGGGCUAUUUAUCGCACGAGACGGCCAUCAAAGUUGCCUUCCACCGCGGGUUCAUGGCCCAAGCUGUCAGAGCCAAAAGACUUGGCCGCGGUGCUAUGCUGUCUGUAGGCUCGGGCGAGCAAGACGUCCAAAGGCACAUCGAGAGCUUGACUCGAGGCAUGGCCGGGGUUGCCUGUGUGAACAGUCCCCGUAGCGUGACCAUCUCGGGCGACUCUGACGCCGUGGACGAGGUUAUCGAGCGUAUUGCCGCAGCCGACGACGGCACAUUCCACCGCAAGCUUCUGGUUGACACUGCCUAUCAUUCGCAUCAUAUGCGCGCCAUCGCUGAAGACUAUGCAGCUCGGCUGGGAGUCAUAUCGGUUGAAAAUCCAUCCAACGAAAGCCCAGUAGCUUUCACUUCGUCAGUAACGGGCGAACCUAAGGCUUCGGGUUUCGAUGCCGCAUACUGGGUCGCCAAUCUCGUCUUCCCUGUUCGCUUUGCUGAUGCCGUCCAAGCAGCCGCUCGAAAUCGUCAUCAGCCAGACCAACACACCGUCUAUGUUGAGAUCGGCCCGCAUCCGUCGUUGGCGGGCGCUGUUCGCCAGAACCUCCAGCAUCCAGACGUCCCCAAACUGACCUUUGACUACCAUGGCCCCUUGCAGCGCAAAGUCGGCGCUGUUGCCAGUGCACUGGCGUUGGCGGGUAGGCUGUUUGAGCGAGGCAUAUCCAUCAACUGGCAAGUCGUAUCUUCACUGACCCCUGGCACCGACACAGCCAUGGUGCGACACGAUCUCCCCGCCUACCCAUGGGAUCAUUCAGUAAAGCACUGGCACGAGUCACGCGCGGCGCGUGCGUAUCACUUCCGCGAAGAGCCAUACCACGACCUUGUGGGCGUGCUUGUCCCCGACGCUACAGAUAUAGAGCCUAGGUGGCGUCACUUCCUCAGCCUGGGGACACUGCCGUGGCUGGCAGAUCACGUCGUCGAUGGCUUAGCCGUCUUCCCCGGAGCGGGUUACGUGUGCAUGGCUAUCGAGGCCAUAGCGCAGCUCGCCCGCCAGCGUUUUCCGGCCCGGGCUCUCGAGACCUUUGCGCUGUCUGAUGUUUCGUUCAAGCGAGGUUUGGUCGUGCCCGACCUGCCGUCGCAACGUGUCGAGACACAGCUGAGUCUGAAACCAGUACCGGGCGGUUUAUCCGACCUUGGCUUCCAAUUCGCUGUCACGGCACUGACCGACAGCGGCCAGUGGUAUGAGCAUGCCACUGGUGUCAUCGACGGAAUUUUGGCAGCUAGUGCUGAGGAUAUUAGUGCCAGUCCAAAGCCUCGAAAAGAAUCGUUGCCAGAGCUCCCACCAGGCAGCGAGACGAUCCACAAAGAAGCGCUGUAUGCCGACCUGGAGACCUUGGGUAAUGCAUACGGGCCAACGUUUGCUGGGCUGGACUCCAUUUCUAUAGCCCCUGAUGCGUCUGUGGCUUCGGCUUCAUUCGACGUGCCCGACGUGCAGGUUUCCAUGCCCUAUCAGCACCAGCGUGCGCACAUAAUCCACCCAUCCACCCUCGACAUCAUCUUACAUACGGUUUUGCCGCUCGUCAGCAGACGACUUGGUCCAGGUUCUGUUAUGCCAGUGCACAUUGACGAGCUACUAGUCGCCGCGAAGCCUUCUCUCCAAGAGCCCAAUGGGCAGCGCGUGCUUUCCGUGUCGGGCAUGGAGGUUCGCAGCCUGGCAGUCCACAGAUCUUCGGCGGAGAGCCCAGGCGGACGAGCUGUAUGCUAUGAGCUCAACUGGAAGCCCGACAUGGACUACCUAAGAGCCGCAGACCUACCAGAGAAGGCGUCGUUACUUGAUGUAUUUGGCACCAUCGCCUCGAAACGCCAUGGCCUCACUACUAUCGGCCUUGGCUGUGGCGUGGACUUGACAGCCGAGCUGCUGGAUACCAUCGAAUCUCAUGAUCACGCCGUCGUAUCGCAUGACUUCGUAGACGCGACGCCGAGCCGGUUUGACGACGCGGCGGGACGUUUUCAGAACAGGGGCUUCGCACUCCAGCUCCGUACGCUACGGCCUCAGUAUAGCACAGACGACGCAGCCGCUCGUGGGUUCGAGUCUUCCAAGUAUGACGUGGUGCUGGCCGUGUCUCCGAGAUGGCUCGCCCAGGCGUCGGUGCUGGUGAAGGCCGAGGGCCACAUUGUGCUCGUGUUAGGUGCGCGGGACUCCAAAGCUGCGACAGAAGUACCGGAGACGCCCGUCAUGCUACAGCAGCAACUCCGCUUCCACGACGAGGCUCGAGACAGGACAGUUGUGGUGGCAAAGCCUGCUGCUGCUGCUGCUCGCAUGCCGGCCAGGGUCCACAUCCUCACCCACUCUGACCCGACGCAGCAUGCCAAAGCAGCCUGGGCCUCAGCAAUCCAGAACAGGCUGCGCGGCCAGAACAUCACAGCAUCGAUCCAUGCCCUCGGAACCAGCACCGUCGAGGCCCUCAGAAACGGCCGGGGUGUUGACAGCAUUGAUGACGUGGUUUUGGUAGUUGACGACCAGGCCGACCUGCCUAUCCUCAGCGAUGCUCGAACAUUUGCCCCUGCCGCAGCCUUGUUGGGACUGCCCCAGGCUCGUGUGUUGCUUUCCACCAAAUUUCCGGGGUCUCGCGCAGAGCCCACGCCUCGUCACGGCGAGCUCCGCCUCGUCACGGUGCACGCCUCGGCCGGUCCGCUUGCGGACAUGACCGCUGGCCCCUCGCGCAGCCGGUUGAUUGACGUGGUCGUGGACGCGAAGCUGAACAGCGCUGUGGCGACGAGCGACGAUGGUUCUGGCCCCGAGACAGAGCCGCGUCUAUUUGCUGAUGACCGGCGCCCCGUCAUUUUGUCACCCGGCAGUUCUGGCCUUUUCGUUGACUAUGAGGUCCGCGCCACACCGCUGGGCAGUCAAGACAUCGAAGUACAGGUGCGAGCUAUGGCACUUCCGAACGCCGGGUCGAGAAUGGCUGGCAAUGGCCACCUGGGUGAAUAUGUAGGAGUGGUUGCAGAGGUUGGCGCCGGCGUCAAGUCGCUUGUCCCAGGAGACAGUGUUGUUGCCCUGGCUCCCGUUGUAGGCGCCAGCGUGUUGCGCAUCACAGCAGCUCAUGCCGGGAUCUUACCAUCCCAAUUACCGCCUACCGUCGUUGCUGCUCUGCUACUUGAUGCUAUGGCUGCGUCAUAUGUCUUGCAGAGCAUACCCUCCUCCGAGCAAAGCACGAUUUUGGUCCACGGAACCCUCUCCGCCGCUGGUCGAGCCGUCGUCGCACUCGCCCGGUUGCGUGGCUUCCGUGUCACAACUACUGCUGCGGACUCGACGGAAGCCCAAAUGCUGGAUGAGCAACUUAGUAUUGGGGAGGCGGACGUGCUUAUAAGCCGCCGUUCUCUCCACCGUCGACUGCCGAGCGACUUGUUCGUGCAUGGGGUGGAUGCCAUCAUCCAUGCGGACAGCGGCAGCGAGAAUGGUAUCCCCAAUGAAGCUUUGGGACUCAUCAAGCCAUUUGGCAAGCUCAUCGUCUUGGGUCGUUCCCUCCACGUGCCCGCGGCGGCCAAAAACCUUGCACUAAAUGUGGCUAUCCAUUUGGUCGACAUCGAGGGGCUACUCUUAGCCCAGCCAGACCUGAAACCGACUUUGAUUGCCGCAGCAGUGGCCACAUUAGAGCAUAUCCCGCUUUCUGGGCUGGAAUCGGCUGUGCAUAAUGUGGCCGAAGCGACCGAGAUGUUGCGGUUGAUCAACACGGGCGUACAUGCAAAGGCGGCGCUCCAAGCCGAUCCAGAUUCGACAGUUGACGUCGUCAAGAAAGCCACGGGCUCUUCCUGGGAUGAUGAGAAUGCCACGUAUGUCGUCUCAGGUGGGCUUGGGGACCUGGGGCAGCGUCUCUUGUUGAAGAUGGCGCGGCGCGGUGCUAAACAUCUAGCUAUCCUGUCACGUCGAGUGAUCAACCGCCAUACCCAUGACGAACUUCAGGCCAAGCUUGAGGCAUUCCGACCAGGCCUGCACCUGUAUACUCUGCAGUGCGACGUCUCAUCGGAGCAAAGCGUCCAGGCCGCAGCUGACGGCCUUAAGCGCCAGGGAGCACCUUCAGUGCGUGCCGUAAUUCAGAGUGCGGUCGUCUGGAAUGAUCGACUUCUUGAAAUGAUGACGCACGAAGAGUUCACAGGCGCCACCAAGGGAAAGGUAGCCGGGACGCUCGCCCUGCUCCGCGUGUUCUCGUCCCCUCACCUCUGUUUCUUCCUUUCGUUAUCAUCAACAGCAGGCAUUCUGGGCGCUGGCGGCCUGGCCAGCUACAACGCUGGCAAUGUGACGCAGGGCGCACUGGCGCACAUAACGAAGUCGAGCCCGACGCGUAUCCUAUCAGUCGAUAUUGGCUGGAUCGAGGACGCGGUCCAAACGAAGGACAGCAGCGCGCGCAAGCAGGGUUUGCGACAGGCGGGUGCCACCGCCCUUCGGGGCGACGAGCUGGCACGCUUCUUCGAAUACGUCCUCAGUGUGGCCUUAGACCCUGGCUUCGACGCCUUCCGCCAACUCGUCAUCGGCUUCGACGUCGAAUCUCUUGCCGGCGCGACAGCGCUCAACGGUAACACACGCUCGGCACUGUUCAACCAGGUGCGCCACGCCACGCGACGGCAAGCGACAAAAGAAAAGGGCGCCGACGCUGCCGAUAAGGCACAAGGACCGACGUUCGACCAGGUCGUCGCCGAUGGCGACCUGGCGGCCGUGGCCAGCUUCAUCGCGACGUCCAUGGCGGUGCAGCUGGCCCGGCUGAUUUCGGUCGAGCCAGGCACGAUCGACCCGCGGCAGGGUUCGAUCAUGGCGCUCGGUUUAGACUCUCUGGUGGCAGUGGAGCUGCGCAACUGGGCGAUGCGGCAGUUCGACGCGCCCUUGCAGUCGUCCGAGAUCCUGGCCAACCAGACGGUACACGCCUUGGCGGAAAAGGUUGCGUUACGGUCGAAGAAGGUCAGCUUGGCUGUGGCAGCGACGGCGUGA
Messenger RNA from Anthostomella pinea, 7110 nucleotides. NCBI's taxonomy places the organism in Eukaryota, Fungi, Ascomycota, Sordariomycetes, Xylariales, Xylariaceae. The record is from the annotation of a GenBank genome assembly.